This is a messenger RNA of Fonsecaea erecta, 1053 nucleotides long. RefSeq lists its product as hypothetical. The transcript has 8 exons. NCBI's taxonomy places the organism in Eukaryota, Fungi, Ascomycota, Eurotiomycetes, Chaetothyriales, Herpotrichiellaceae. Gene Ontology annotation, molecular function: oxidoreductase activity, acting on the CH-CH group of donors, NAD or NADP as acceptor. The record is from RefSeq and is a predicted model, not a curated record. The coding region runs from base 1 to 1053 and encodes 350 amino acids.
AUGGCUCCCACGUACAAGACGGUGGUUCUCGCCAAACGCCCCAAGGACGACAUUGUGCCCGGGGAGACAUUCAAACUCAUCACCGACAACCCGACACCUUCCGCCGACGCUCUCAAGGAUGGAGAGGUCCUCUUUGAGACCAACUAUCUCAGUAUCGAUCCCGCCAUGCGUGGCUGGCUGAACGACACCAGAUCAUAUAUUCCACCCGUCAAGAUUGGAGAAGUUAUGCGAGGCGGCUGCAUUGGGACGAUCAAAGCUAGCAAGAACCCUCAGUUCCCGGUAGGCAGUUUUGCCACGGCCACAGCGGGUUGGACGGAAUACAAGAUUUGCAAAGGGAGCGAGCUGCAGAGAGUAGUCGUCCCUAAGGGUGGGAAACUGACUGACGGGUUGAGUGUCCUGGGAAUGACUGGGCUGACAGCUUACUUCGGCAUCAUUGACGUCGGCAAAGUCAAAGCCGGAGACUUUGUGGUUGUCUCCGGAGCUGCAGGUGCAACAGGCAGCGUCGUCGGCCAAAUCGCCAAACUCAAGGGUGCUACUGUCUUGGGCAUUGCUGGCAGUGACGACAAGUGCCGCUGGCUGAAGGAGGAGUUGGGGUUCGAUAGUGCCUUGAACUACAAAGAUAAGGACUUCUUCAAGAAGUUCCGGACUGCCACCAAGGACUUGAUUGAUGUUUACUUUGAUAAUGUUGGCGGCGAGAUACUCGACAUGGCUCUCUCAAGAGCAAAACCGCACGCACGGUUUGUCAUGUGUGGAGGUAUAAGCCAGUACAACUCCUCUAAACCCCAGGGCCCAAAGAACUAUCUCAUGAUCGUCUCGAUGCGGAUCCGCAUGGAAGGAUUCAUCGUUUUCGACUAUGCAAAGGAGUAUCCCAGGGCCUUGAAAGACUUGGCCCAGUGGCUGUCAGAGGGCAAGAUCAAGAGGAAGGAGACUAUCGUCAAGGGCGGCUUGGAUCAAGCGGAGAACGCUUUGAGGGACUUAUACAAGGGGGUGAAUACAGGCAAGCUGUUGGUCGAGGUCAAACCGGUCAAUGACCAACUUCGAGCGUCUCUGUGA